This is a messenger RNA of Danaus chrysippus (African queen), 1182 nucleotides long. The record is from the annotation of a GenBank genome assembly. Lineage: Eukaryota; Metazoa; Arthropoda; Insecta; Lepidoptera; Nymphalidae.
AUGGAUUUAUGUAAAGUGAAGGUCACCGCUCCCGGUAAGGUUAUUUUGCAUGGAGAGCAUUCGGUUCUCUAUGGGGAAGUUGCGGUAGCAUGCAGCAUAGGACUUCGAACUACUACCAUUAUUCAGGAAAUAGAGGUAACUAAUGAACCGACGAUCAACAUUAUUUUCCUAUCAUUGGGACUGAAUGAAAGCAUUCCAUUGAAGAAGGUUGUGGAGUAUUUCUUUGAACCACCAUUUUCAAAGUCAUGGAAGAACCCCAUAGAAGUAGACCAUGCAAGCCACUUAGCAAAAGUCAACAGAUUCUGGAGCAUGAUCAAACCUAAUUUUGAAAAAAUUACAGAAAUCCAAAAACAGUCUCUGCGAUCGUUUCUUUAUCUGUUUUCUAAGAUAUUUGGCCAUACAGAUUUACUAGCAAACAGUAUGAGUGUCGAAAUGACUACAGAACUAACUAUCGGCGCUGGCACAGGCAGUUCAGCUUCCUUCGCGGUAUGUUUAGUAGCAGCUUUCCUGCAAUUUCUCAAAAUCAAAUGUGGCUGUAAUGACAAGAUAUUUCAUUUGGAAGAUUUGGAACGUAUAUCAGCUGAGGCUUUCGAAUCGGAGAAGAUAAUGCAUGGAACACCUUCAGGCAUAGACAACACAACGUGUACUUUCGGCUCUCUAGUUUCGUUCAAAAAAGGUGGAACGCCGUGUUUGCUUGAUUUCAAAACCAAUAUACGUAUUCUGCUCGUCGAUACAAAAGUCAGUAGAAAUACAAAGAGAUUAGUAAGCCACGUGUCAGCUCUUAAGGAGAAAAACAGUGAUGCUGUAGGCUGUGUGAUGAUGGCCUGCGGUCAUAUAACGACUACUGCUAUAAAAAUCUUGGAAGAGCUGGCACAAGACGAAGUCAAGGAUAUUGAAGAGAAAUACCGACAUUUGAGGGAUCUAUGGAACAUGAACCAUUGUCUUCUAGCAUCUCUGGGUGUAUCACACCCGGCAUUAGAAGAUAUCAGAGCUUCGGCUGAGGUGUACGGUUUUGGAUGCAAGCUAACUGGAGCAGGUGGUGGGGGACAUGCUAUUAUUUUAUUGCCGCCAUCAAGUGAUCAAAACACAAUAGACUCUCUAAUGGAUGAUCUAAAGAAUAAAGGAUAUGCAGUGAAGGACACUCGUUUAGGAAGCGAUGGUGUCUCACUUGAAAUUGUAUAA